CUUAAGGGAGUUGCUGACAAAGAAGCGCAAAUGGGCUGAUCUGGAGAAGGUAACCCUUACUUCUGAAUGUAGUGCUGUGAUUCAGAAUAAAUUACCAGAAAAGAGGGAUGAUCCGGGCAGCUUCACCAUUCCAUGUGUCAUUGGAGGUACAGAAUUCAAUAAAUCACUUUGUGAUCUUGGAGCAGGAAUUAAUUUGAUGCCAUACUCAGUCUACAAGAAAUUGGGAUUGGGAGAUGUUCUUAAGCCUACUCGGAUCACUCUCCAAUUGGCUGAUCGAUCAGUAAAAAUUCCAAAAGGAGUGGUGGAGAAUGUAUUGGUGAAGGUGGGGAAGUUUAUUCUCCCUACAGAUUUUGUGAUUCUGGAGAUGGAAGAAGAUCGGGGAGUGCCUCUCAUUCUUGGUAGACCUUUUCUAGCCACUGGCGAUGCACUCAUCGAUGUUGGGAGAGGCAAGUUGACAUUCCGAGUAGGUAAGGAGGAGGAAAUUUUUAAUGUCUUUCAAAUUGAUCAUAAUCAUGAUGCAUUUGAUGACUUUGAAAGUGGAGCUCGAGAAAGGAAAAAUCCCUCUUCCUGUGAUAGUGGACCAUCCGAAGAACUAUCACCUAUCCUAUCUGCUCAGAUUCUGAAAUCAAAGCAAGGGCAGAAAUCCUUGCCAGGUCACCUCAAGUAUAGAUAUUUGGGUAAGGAUUUCAAUAUUCCUGUUAUUAUUCCUUCUUCACUGACAUUGAAACAGGAAGAGUACUUGCUUGAGGCGCUGCAGUACCACCUACGCCUCACUAAAGGGUCCAACAUGCAAGAUAAGAAGGUCAUACCAAAUUUUCGUACACCUGGCCCUGCAGAGGUGACUCAUAUGUUAGAUGGAGGCUAUGCGUUCUAUCAUUGCUCGGGAGGGUAUGCUGGAUACCUUUCCAUACCCAUUGGUUGAAAGCUCCAUAAACGUCAGGCUGAGGACGUUAAACAAGCGCUUCUUGGGAGGCAACCCAAGGUAAGUUUUCUUUUCUUUAUUUUUAUUUUUAGUUGUGUCAAACCCGUGCAUGUUUAGAUUAGGAGUUGAACAUUAGGGACAAUGUUCCAUCCUGAGUGUGGGGUGGUGAGUCUUAGUGUUGUUUGUCCCUGUUGCAUGUGGUAAAAAAAAAAAAUCCAAAAAUCCAAAAAAAAAAAAAAAUUCAAAAUUUUUUUUUUGUUCCUUUUGUCAUGUGGUCGGUAAAAAAAAAAAAAACAAAAAAUCCAAAAAAAAAAUUGCCAUUAGGUUGAGCACAGCCAAACUGCAUGCAGUUUGCCUGUGUAAAAAGCAGUCUGCCUGUGCAAAGCUAAUGGCUUAAAAACACCUAAAAAUCAGAAAAAUUAAAAACAAAACCUUGUACUCUUGUGGUAAUAUGAUGUAAAUUACUGUGAUGCGUGUGAAAUGAGUUUGUGCUUGAAUAAAAUCAUCAAAAUCACCCCACUAGUGUUGAAUUGCAUGGUUCUUCACAAUGAGCUUGAAUGUUUUGACUGACUUGAUAUGCUUUGAAUGAGCAACUCAUUUAGCAACAUUCUCUUUUGUGAGGAUAGUGUAACGGCUUUUGGUGAAGUAGUUAGGUGGAGAACAUUGACCAUUCGAUAUGUUUGGAUACCGUGCUUACUUGCAUCAAUUGUGAGCUUUUGAUUUUGCAAUGAGUCUCUCUGUUUUGAAUGUUUUAUGAUGGGGCGAACUGUAUCUUCAUAAAAGAAAACACUACCUGACAAGUAAAAUAUAAGAAAGUUGCCAUAACAAUUAAAGUGUGGGUAAAAAUGCCAAAAUCGUGUGAGGCAAUCACUCAUUGCACAUGGGGAUGAGGAAAGAUUCAAUUGAGAAUCGGUUCGCGACCGUACGAUGUUGCUUAUCAAGUACGAUCCCCAGUUGAGUGAAGUGCCAUUUGAGGAUGUGCAAUGACCCUCCACACGGACCGAGGAUAAGGAGUUAAAAGAAGCUCUUAUGCGAGUGCUAAGAAGCAGAAAUUGCUCUUGCUCGGUCACCGGUAGUAAGAAACAAAUCCCACUUGUACUAAAUACGACCUCUCGGCAAGCAAAAGCAGAAAGAGAGAAAGCCUCUCCUUGUCAUAAAAGGUAGUGAUGUGCUUAAAGUAAAAUCAUGUUUGCGAAAGGCUUCCCCCAUUAGUUUUUGAGACUCAUGCUUAAUUAAUUGCUUAUGAUUGGUGUGAGUAAGCCAGACUGUCCUCACGAGAUAUGCACCUCACUGAUGUGGUUAGAUUCUCCUAAUAAUUGUUGCACCAUAAGUUGUUAACCACCCGCUACCGAUGAUCGAAUUUGAGUGUUGCUAUUUGAGUUUUUGAUGGAUUUGAGUCAGUCAAUGGUAAUGGUUGCAAAGAACUUGAGUGUGGGGUGAAAAGUAUGACCAUUAAAACACAACUCAUCCGUUGAGAAAGAAACUACUGAUUACAACAAGAGUACAAGGAAAAUUUUGUUGUGUUUGAGUGUUUGAUUAGUGAGUCUGUGGUGUGUCAUUGUUAUGAUUGGUUAUGUGUUUGUGUCAUUUGAGUCGUUGCUUAGGGACAAGCAACAAUUGAGUGUGGGGUUGUGAUAAUCGGCUUUAACAUAUUGAAUUCUUAUACUUUAUGUGAUUAUUCGUGGUAUGUUUUAGUCAAUUGGUGCUAUUUUAGGGCUCGCUAACCCGAGAAUGGUUGAAAAACCAUUACUGUCUAGUGCCAUGAGUUUGAUGUAUUACAGGUGAAGAGAACACGAAAAAGAAGUUGCACCGACAAACAAUUCUCGAAGCUGGGCUCAAGGCCCAGCUGGAUGGGGAUUAAUGAAAUGGGCCAAAGCCC
Messenger RNA from Linum trigynum, 2801 nucleotides. The record is from the annotation of a GenBank genome assembly. NCBI's taxonomy places the organism in Eukaryota, Viridiplantae, Streptophyta, Magnoliopsida, Malpighiales, Linaceae.